UUCUGCUUGCACAUUGGAUUGGGUAAUGUGUGCUCAUCGUUAAUAGUUAGUGAGCAGUAAAUGACUUGUGGUUUGCUGACUCAUUUGGCUUGUUUCCACAACGCAGACUCUAUCAGAAUGAUGUUGUAAGAUAUGCAGCAGCAAAAUAUCUACUAUCACCAGUGCGAGUAAGAAGAGAAAUGUAAUUCUGAAGUCAUCAAGAUAAGAGAAAAAGAAAAUGAGAUUUUUAAUCUUUCUGCUAUGUGGUGGAUUUGUGGCCACCAAAGUAUCACAGAGGCCUGGAUUCAAUUCUCGCCCAGAACAUAGGAAGAAGCAUCCUCAGAAUUUCAAUUUGCCUUCACAUUCUAAUGCUGAAGCACAACGGCAACAAGCAGAAUCAAUCCCUGAUCUACAGAGAAUCUACCUGCUAACGGAAAAGAACAGUGAAUUUGGUUUCAACGUCUACAGGAAAAUAGCAAACCUGCAUGAAGAUAAUGUAUUUUUCUCACCUAAUAGCAUCUCUACAACAUUUACCAUGCUCUCUCUUGGUGCCAAAGGAGCAACACGUAACAACAUACUCCAAGGCCUCAACAUAGAGGGCCUUGCCAGUACUGGUAACCAGUACCAACUGCAUGGCUUGUUCCAAUGGCUCCACAGAAACAUCACCAACAACAGGGAUUUGCUCAUCUCUCAGGGAAACUCCCUGUUUAUACAGAACAAUCUUGAACUGAAACAAACAUUCAUCAAAGACCUUUCCCAUUUUUAUAAUGCUGAUAUUACGCCAGUAAACUUUCAAGACACAAUCAGUACCAAAGAUAUUAUUAACCAAUAUAUUCGCAACAGAACAGAUGGAAAAAUCAACAAGUUAUUAGAAUCUGUGGAUGCUAAAGCCAGACUUAUGUUUAUUAAUUACAUCUUAUUCAAAGGGAAGUGGAAGGCUCCAUUUGAUCCAAACUUGACAGUAAAUGGAACGUUCUAUGUAAACGCGUACACUCGAGUUAAAGUUCCAAUGAUGUACAAAGAAGGUCCAUUUUUGUUAACGUAUGACAAGAACCAUUCGUGUACAGUCCUGAAGCUUCCGUACGAGGGAAGCGCAAGCAUGCUGGUAGUGAUGCCAACAGAUGCAGGCUAUCAGCUUCUGGAAGAUGAACUAUCAACUGAACUGAUUGACCAGUGGAUGAACGCCUUGAGAAACAAGCACAUUGACCUCUAUUUUCCGAAGUUUAAAUUGGAAAAGUCAUACAAGAUGGAAAGGAAGUUAAGGCAGUUGGGAAUGAUCACGCCUUUCUCAAAUUCUGCUGACCUAUCUGGAAUCUCCUCAUCACACCCACUGAAGAUUUCUGAGGUUAUCCACAAAGCAGUGAUUAGUGUGGAUGAGAAAGGGACAGAAGCUGCAGCCGUCACUGGGGUUUUUGCGAUUCCUUAUUCACUGCCACUUGUCAUAAAAAUAGACCACCCUUUUAUCUUUAUGAUUCACGAAGAUAUAACAAAAACUCUACUCUUUAUAGGAAGGGUGAAAGAUCCCACUAAACUGUAAGGGAUCUUUUGAUAUAAAAAAUAAUCAUUUGCAUUUUAAUUUGUUUUGAUGCUCAAAUAAUACCUUAAUUACCAUUGUCACAAGUUUUACAUUCGUCAAUUAUUUAUUUGACAUUGACAAGUAAUCAUAUGCAUCUUAACUGAGCAGAAGUAUACUUUAAAAAACCCUGGAAUUACAAGUGAUCCUGUAAUUUAUUUUUUGUGUUUACUCAAAGAACACGGUAACGUCGUGGUUAAUGCAACACCUUGGGGCAUCAGAGUUCACAGUUCAAUUCUAACACUGUCUGUAAGGAGUUUCUACAUUCCUUCGCAUGGAGUGUGUGGGUUUCCUCUGGGUGCUCCAAUUUCCUCCCAAAAUCCAAAGAUGCACCAGUUAGUAAGUGAAUUGGUCAUUGUCAAUUGUCCUGUGAUUAGGUAAGGAUUAAAUCAAGGGUUCCUGGGCGAUGCAGCUCAUUGAGCUGGGCCUAGUCCAUACAGUAUCUCUACAUAAAUAAAAUAAACUAUCAUCGCAAAUCAGAUUGAAAAGCAUUAUUAAAAUGUCCACCUGCAAUGCUGUACAAAUCUAUACACUGUAUUUCUUCUAUGUAAUGUAAAGUAACAUUUUUGAAAAUAGUUUCAUUAGUUGGUGGAACAAUAUAUACAAAGACCAGAAGAUUGCAAAGAAAGUCUGCAAAGGCCUCCAAAAGGCAUCAGUUGUAUGGGAUACACACCAUGAAGAAUUCCCAAGGACUUCAGUAGACAAGUAAAUAGGAAAACAAGUGAGAUGAGUUUGCACUGCACCUAUUCCUGGCACAAAUUUAACAAACAAAAUGACAGAUCAGUUGUUAAAAAUGAAGGAAGCAAAACCCUAUCUCUCUCUCUCUCUCUCACGCGGGCGCACACACACACAAACACACACACACACACACACACACACACACACACACACACACACACACACACACACAUCCAUCUACAAGCUGAUCUUUGGCAUGGUUGGUUUCAAUGCUACUUUCCUGAUCCCAUAAAUUUUAUGGUUCACACUAAUCUAACAGUAUUAAUACCACUCCCAGUUCUGCUGUUUCUGCUUCCGUCUCCAAUUGUGACUAAUUGUGAUCCAGGGAAACCUCCAAAUUUAUCAUCUUCCGAUUUAUCCUUCUCCAGAUCCACAACUCCACUGCAGAAAGUUUGCUGCACAAAUUAUAUUUAGGACACCCCUUCUUUGAACAUUUCGAAAACAUAUAAGUUUGGACACAUACAUGGAUGGUGGAGCUAUGGAUGGCUAUGGUCCAGGUGCAGGUCAAUGGGUCUAGGCAGCUUAAAUGGUUUGGCAUGGACUAGAUGGGCCAAAUGGCCUGUUUCUGUGCUGUACUUUUCUAUGACUCUAAUAUGAACUCAUCUUUCACGUUAAUUGUGUAUGGGUUCAUGGGAAGCACCAUACCUUUGCCAUGAUAGCUACUGUAUGUCUGUACUUAGCAUUGGGCAUUGUAAAGUGUGUGAAAUCAGAGUUUUACUAUGAACACAUACACAAGAGUGCAGAUAUUAUAAUAUGGAACAAAACCAACCUGCUGGAGGAACACAGUAGAUCAAGCAGCAUCUGUAAAGCUAAAGUGAUGGUUGAUAUUUUGAGCCAAGACUCUGCUUCAGAGCAAGAUGUACCUACCAGGAUGUUCCCUGGAUUAGAGGGCAUGCCUAUAGCAAGAGACUGGAUGAGCUUGAGGUGUUUUCUCUGGAGCAGCACAGGCUGAGGGGAGAACUGAUAGAAGUUUAUAAGAUUGUGAGAGGCACAGACAGAGUAGACAGACAGCAUCUUUUUCUUCCCAGGCUUCAAAUGUCUAAUAGCAGAGGGCAUGCAUUUAAGGUGAGAGAGGGUCACUUCAAAGGAGAUGUGAUGGGCAAUUUUUCUUUACAGAGAGUGGUGGGUGCCUGGAAUACACUACCUGGGCUGGUGGUAGAGGCAGAUACAUUAGGGAAUUUUCAGAAACAUUUAGAUAGACACAUGAAUGUGAAAAAAAUGGAAGGAAAUGGACAUUGUGUAGGCAGAGAGGAUUGGUUCAAUUGGCCAUUUGAUUACUAAUUUAUCUGGUUCAGCACAACAUUGUGUGCCGAAGCCCUUGUUCUUGUGCUCUACUGUUCUAUAUUGUAUGCCUAACCUAUUGCCUCCACAGAUGCAGACUGACUCAUUGAGUUCCUCUGUUUGUGUAUCAUGAGUACAUGAUCAGAUACCCUACCACUGACAAGCUAAUUGUUUUUUCAACUUUCCUUGUCAAAGUGACAGAUUAAUCCUGUCUCACAACGUCACCAUGAUUUUCUAAGUUAUUGAUAUACAUCUCCAGAAGAAUGAAGGAAGUUUGUCUCCUUUUCAUUCUAAUAAAAGUAUAGAAAUUUAUUGUGUAUCCAGCAUGUUAGAUGGAACAUUCAAUGCAAAUAAUCCAGAUUUAACAAUCUCCUUAAUACUUACUACUAACUUUACCUACCUUUUAAGUACAGAUUCAAUUUUUUUGAGAAUUUGGAAGGAUUACUAUGGAGAAGAGAGCCUAGAUUCAAGGUUCCAAGUAAAUUUAUUAUCAUAGUACAUUUUGUCGCCAUAUACAAAACAACCCUGAGAUUAAUAAUAACAAUAUUAUAAUAAUUACAGACAGGACAAUCCAUAAUACCCAUCUGGAUAUAAUAAUACAUGAUAAACAAGCAAGAAAAAUUUAUUGAAUAGAUAUAGCCAUUCCAAACAUACAUAACAUAUAGAAAUCAGUAAGUGAAAACAUCAGAAAUAUGCUGAAUUAAAAGGGAAAAUUGAAAGACUAUGGAACGUGAACAGGAUGUACAUUGUCUUGAUAGUAAUUUCUACAACUGAUAUCAACCCAAAGACACUACUCAAUAGCAAUAAACAAUUAGGACUACACAGCAAUAUUUAUGUAAAUCUUCAAAAAAGCCCCAAUAUUAAACACUACUAGAAUAGUCUGAAAGUUCCUAGCAAUUGUGAAAUGAGUGUACUUGGCUAUUGCCAUACCUCAGGUUUUACCAACUUGAGCUGAAAAAAAUAUAUUUAAAACAAAUAAUAAGAAAGCAAUAUUGAGAGCAUGAAACAAAGAGUCUUUAAAAGUGACUCCAUAGUCUCUAGUGGGUUCAGUUUGAGGUAGAAGAGUUCAGUGAUGGGGCAAGCGAAGUUUAUCUCCUUUGGUUCAAGCCUGAUGUAUAAGGGGUGAUAACUGUUUCUGAACCUGGUGGUGAGUCCUGAUGCUCUUGUACCUCCAUUGUGAUGGUGUUAGUUAGAAAAAAGCAUGGAUUCUUGGAUUGAACUGAAAUAGCUUGUUUCUGUGUUCUAACUUUUAUGAAAUUCUAGUAAAGAGUGCAUGAAUAUAAAUGAAUAGUUGCCAAUCAGAAUUACAUACAAUGGCUCUGAAUAGGAAUGGCUUCAUUUUAGGUUGUAAUGGGAUUAGUUUAUUUGAGCCCAAUUAACAAAGUCCCAAACAUUUUUACAAGAUCAGAAACAGUUAAACAAUUUUUUUAAUACUUGAAAUAAAAUCAUCUUUUCUCAAAUGUAAUUUUUAUGCUCUGAAGUUGUGUUCAUCACAUUGAUGCUGGAUGUUUUUUUAGUUAUGACCCAUUUCCCUAAAGCUGAAAAUUUUACAUAUUAUGGGUGUGGGAGUCAGGGUGAAGAAAGAUAAGGGAUGCAAAGGCUACAUAUGGCUAUGAUUUUAGAGGUAAGGAAUGUUGAGGUUACGUCUGGAUCACCUAUGAUUUUAGAGAUACAGGAAGCUGAGUCUACGUUUGGAUCAGUUUGAAGAUUUUUUAGAUAUACAGGAAGAUGAGCCUAAAUUUAGAUCAGGCAUGGUCUUAUCGAUUCUGUGGAGCAGGCUUCUUGAGGAGCUUAUUGGAUUCCUGCCACUCCUGUUUUUCUGGCCAGUACAACUAUUCAUCCAGUGGAGGAGGUUAUACACUUCCAAAUGACUGCCCAGAACCUGGAAUGCUUACCCUUUGCAUUUCUGAAUAGUGAAGAUUAGGGAAUUUCUUCACUAUUAAAGUGCUUAUGGAUCAAUAUAUAGCUAUUGUCUGUAUCAAGUUGCUCUGCAAGAUGUGGUAGAUUUGUCUAAAGAAUGAGAAUCAAUAAAUGAUUUUGAAGAAAAUUUCCUUAUGUAAGGUAUAAAUUUAUUCUAAGGUAUUUGAUUUUAGUGUUGGAGUAAGAUUGUAAAUAAGUGCAAUGCACACAAAUUGCUGGAGGAACUGAGCAGGCCAGGCAACAUCUAGGGAAAGGGUAGAGUUGAGGUCACGGCCCAAAAUGCCAACUCUACUCUUUUCCUAGAUGCUGCCUGGCCUGCUGAGUUCCGCCAGAAUUUUGUGUGUGUUGCUCAGAUUUCCAGCAUCUGCAAAUUUUCUCUUGUUUGUGAUUUGACAACUAAUAAAGUUACUAUUGGCA
This is a messenger RNA of Hypanus sabinus (Atlantic stingray), 5908 nucleotides long. RefSeq names its product protein Z-dependent protease inhibitor-like. The transcript is spliced from 5 exons. Gene Ontology annotation, biological process: negative regulation of endopeptidase activity. The record is from RefSeq and is a predicted model, not a curated record. Gene Ontology annotation, molecular function: serine-type endopeptidase inhibitor activity. NCBI's taxonomy places the organism in Eukaryota, Metazoa, Chordata, Chondrichthyes, Myliobatiformes, Dasyatidae. The coding region runs from base 218 to 1516 and encodes 432 amino acids.